GCAUACUAUGACCUCACCCUAGUCACUAAUCCGACGAUAUUGUGUCGUUGGAUUCUUUUAUUAACGACAGUCAAUCCAUGGUUGAUCGCCCUUAAAACCAGAGCUACGCCAUCCUCCAUCCUCCAUGCAUCUGCGUCAGAGUUUUGAGAUCCCUCCAUCGCCUUGAAACCUAGCACUCCCCCUCCGCGGCCAUGCCUGUUCAACAGCAGACAAAUGCCCCUCGCAGACGUUCUUCCGUCGCCUAUGAUCCAGCCAGGGACAUUUUCAAGCAGCUACCAGAGACCAUACCAGAAGAUGCUAUCACGGAAGCAGAAGAUGUCCCAAAACAAAGCGCAGCCACCUCAUCAAGUCCCCUAGUAGACGCAGAACAAACGCGCAAGAGAAGACGUUCAACUUCAGGUGACAGACAAGUGAAAGAGAGUAAUGGAGCUGAAGCCCCUAAUGGACCAGGAUCGCCCAAUUCAAAGAAGCCAAGGUCUUCUCCAUCUCCUUAUGAACAACGUGAUCAACCCAAAAAGCCAGAAAAUAAUGGGACACAAGGACAUAAACUCCCUCCACGAGUACCGUCGGAUCUACCGCGAAUUCCGCGCAAGCCUAGAGAAGACGGUGAAGUCUCUUCAUCCAGGCCAGUUUCGUCCGCAUACAGUCGAAGACCUGAUCUAGACGGACGUCGAGAUGACCGACGCAGAAACGGGGACUCAUUUCGCCGAAGAUCCAGGUCUCCCCGACGACAUGGUCUCCCAGACGCUUACAAACGACGCUCGCCUCCUCGCCGUCCAAGAUCUCCUUCGCCUAUCCGUGACUCACCACCUCGAGAGAUCAUCCGCCCAGGUGGUGGAAGAGGACGAGGUCGUAAUGUUCUUGCUGAACAACAACGCCUAGCUGCCGAGCGAGAGGCAAAACAAGCUGCAGCUCCCAAACGUGGAGUACAGGAAGUUUCCAAUCAGUUUUACAAUGCUCGACCAGAAUGGGUCAAAGAGCGUGGCCGAGACUGGCGAAGGAAUGAGUCUCAGAUCAAGGGAUUGCGGAGUUUCAACAAUUGGAUCAAAUCCUGCAUCAUUCACAAAUUCAGUCCUGACGAAAAGGCCGAAGUCGAGGAAUUAGGCUGGGGUGAAGAGGCCAAGGAGCCAGAAAUGCAGAAGCCAUUGUUAGUUCUAGACAUUGGCUGCGGCAAAGGAGGCGAUCUGGGCAAGUGGCAGCUUGCACCACAAGUGGUCGGACUGUAUGUUGGCCUUGAUCCAGCCGAAACCAGCAUCAAUCAAGCACGCGACCGAUACCAGCAAAUGCGGCGAGGUCGAAAGCCCAUUUUCGAUGCUCACUUCAUUCCUCAAGACUGCUUCGGUGCGUGGAUCGGCCAAGUUCCUAUCGUGAGCGAAGUUGGAAUUGACCCGAAUGCGGGAAAUGGUCCAACGUCUCGUUUCUCCGGCGGUGGCUUCGAUGUGGUCACGGCCAUGUUCACCAUGCAUUAUGCCUUUGAGUCGGAGGAGAAAGUGCAGAUGAUGCUACGCAAUGUCGCCGGCAGUCUGAAGAAAGGUGGCCGGUUCAUUGGUGUUGUGCCAAACAGUGAUGUCUCUGCCGAACAUAUCCGCGAAUGGCACGCCAAAAGAGCUCCGCCUCCGUCUACCGAAGCAACCACAGAUGUGGACAAGACUGCGGACACUGAACCGACUUCAACAGCCAGUAAUAGCAACAACGACACAUCGCCUUCUGCAAAACCCAAGGCCGACGGCGAAGGCGACGACACCGACGACGGCCCAUCAUGGGGCAACUCGAUCUACAAAGUCCGGUUCCCACUCGAUCCAGCACAACCACUCGCCAGCGACGGCAGCUUCCGACCCCCAUUUGCAUGGAAAUACACCUACUGGAUGGCCGAAGCGGUUGACGUCCCUGAAUUUGUGGUGCCGUGGGAAGCCUUCCGCGCUAUGGCUGAAGGGUUCAACCUCGAGCAACGGUAUCGUAAGCCAUUCCCAGCCGUCUUCGAGUCUGAGAGGGGCAAUCGGGAGUUGAUGCAAUUGGCGGUCAGGAUGGGAGUUACUAGGUAUGAGGGUGGAGAGACUGUAUUGACAGAUGAGGAAAUGGAGGCUGUGUCCUUUUAUCAUGCUUUUUGCUUCGUCAAGGUCUAGACUGCAUGACUAGAUUGAGGAACGGGUAUUGUAACAACGAAAAAUGGGAAAGGGGACAUGGGUUCUUUGUUGCACCCAUAUCUUGCCUUUUAUCGCCUCAGCGCAACACACCAGAGAGGAUAGUUUUAGCAGAUGCAGAAGCUCGUUCUAAGUAGUUGAUACCAGGCUAGACGAAGAACUUGAGUGUUUUACAUCCUAAUUCUUUUUUGGGGGAUUCGAAUAUUAUUCUUCUAGGAUCUGACAUUUAUUCAAUCAAUC
This is a messenger RNA of Exophiala mesophila, 2381 nucleotides long. RefSeq lists its product as uncharacterized. Bases 192 to 2123 code for a protein of 643 amino acids. Gene Ontology annotation, molecular function: mRNA 5'-cap (guanine-N7-)-methyltransferase activity. Gene Ontology annotation, biological process: 7-methylguanosine mRNA capping. The record is from RefSeq and is a predicted model, not a curated record. Gene Ontology annotation, cellular component: nucleus. The transcript has a single exon. Lineage: Eukaryota; Fungi; Ascomycota; Eurotiomycetes; Chaetothyriales; Herpotrichiellaceae.